GUGCGCGUGCGCGUGGUGUGCACACGCGUGUGCGCGUCCGCCUGUGCCGGCGGGUCUGUGUGUACCCUUGUUUGUGUGCCAGGGCAUGCUCGUGUGACCCCGUGGGGGUCCGACCCAAGUGUGUGCGUGCUGCACGCGUGUGGAGGGAGACGCGUGGACUGUGCGUGUGCGUGCACGGCCGGGUGCCUACGUGCACGAGGAUGCGUGCCCGUGUGGGUAACGUCUACACGCCUGCAUGGGUGGAGGGCGCCGUGCGCACGGUGGGUUUGCACAUUUGUGUAUGCAUUUAGGUAUGCAGACAGGUGCCUGCGUCUCUGUCCUGUGCACCGAGUGUGUCCGACGCUCAUAUGUGCACUCGCAUGUACGGGUGAGUGUGUGCCCUGACGUGUGCACACCCCGCCCCUAUCACGUGAUGCAGCCUCUUCAGCCGGAGCUCUCCCAGCCUGGGAGUCUGGGGGAAGGAGGGCUGCUGACGCGCGUCCCCGCGGGACUGUACACGAGUGUGCACGUGUGCCCGCGUGGCUGUGUUCUGAGGAACAUGUAUGAUUGAUGGGGGGCGGGGCCGGCCGCAGUCACCCGUCUCUGCGCGGUAGGGUUUAGGGUUACAGCCCGACCUGGGCUCAGGUCUGCUGGAGGGGGCUGCAGGGGUGUCCCCAUCCCCGUCGCUCUGAGCUCCUCCCCUGAAACCUCUCGCCUUUCAAGGUCACUGCACGCCCGCCCUCUGCGGUGGGUCCCACCGUAGGUCCUGGGGCUCCUGAUGGGCUCUCUGGAGCUCUGGGGUUCUCUCCGUCCUGUGCCUGGGCCUGGGCGGUUGGGGAUGGAGGGAGACCCCUCACGCCCGCCUACGCCCCCGCACCCCCAGAUGGCGUCCGCCACAGACUCGCGCUACGGGCAGAAGGAGUCCUCGGACCAGAACUUCGACUACAUGUUCAAGAUCCUCAUCAUCGGCAACAGCAGCGUGGGCAAGACGUCUUUCCUCUUCCGCUACGCGGACGACUCCUUCACCCCCGCCUUCGUCAGCACAGUGGGCAUCGACUUCAAGGUCAAGACCAUCUACCGCAACGACAAGAGGAUCAAGCUGCAAAUCUGGGACACAGCAGGGCAAGAGCGGUACCGGACCAUCACCACAGCGUACUACCGGGGCGCCAUGGGCUUCAUCCUCAUGUACGACAUCACCAACGAGGAGUCUUUCAAUGCCGUGCAGGACUGGUCAACCCAGAUCAAGACCUACUCGUGGGACAAUGCCCAGGUGCUGCUGGUGGGGAACAAGUGUGACAUGGAGGACGAGCGGGUGGUGUCAUCAGAACGCGGCCGGCAGCUGGCUGACCACCUGGGGUUCGAGUUCUUUGAGGCAAGUGCCAAGGACAACAUUAAUGUCAAGCAGACCUUUGAGCGCCUGGUGGACGUCAUCUGCGAGAAGAUGUCCGAGUCGUUGGACACGGCCGACCCCGCGGUCACCGGCACCAAGCAGGGCCCCCAGCUCACGGACCAGCAGGCACCCCCACACCAGGACUGCGCCUGCUGAGACCUGCCCUGCGCCCCACCCUCCCGGGGUCUGACCCGGCCCCCACCGACGGCGGUUUGAGACCCCUGCCCCAGCGUGGCCCGUCACCUUAUUUAUUAUCGUAGCUAUUUAUUUAUUUAUUGGAGAUGUCCCCCAGGGGCUCGGGCGCCCCACCCACCCAUGCCCCACCCUGUACAUACACCCCUGUCCCCACUCUGCCGUGGUGUGUCGUGGCCCUGUGAACUCACCGCUCACUCUCCUCUCGAGACCCCACGUUUUUUUUAAUUCACCCCCAUCAAGAGUUAUAGGUUUUGAAGAGGGGGGCAGAUGACACCCCAGGGCAGGCUGAUUGGGUGAUGGGAGGUGGCCAGGCCUGCCAGCCCCUUGGCUGUGACCCAGUAGGCGGAGGCCGCUGUGGGCAUCUCAUCGUGGACCGCGGGUGGGUCAAAGCUAGGCAACCGCCUGCCUGGCUCCUGGUCCCCAGUCUCACCUUUUUUUGGAGGGGGCGCUGCUGUGUGGGUACUCACCACCCUGGGACCCCCCCACCAGACCUCUUCUGAUGUCAUGAGUGUCAAAUGUGACCCCCUGCCCCCCCAGGAGAUGUCAUGACAACACUACACACACCCAAUAAAGCGAAUGGACGA
Molecule: messenger RNA, 2148 nt
Organism: Diceros bicornis minor
Lineage: Eukaryota; Metazoa; Chordata; Mammalia; Perissodactyla; Rhinocerotidae
Gene: RAB3A
Product: RAB3A, member RAS oncogene family
Exons: 4
Coding region: 758-1525 (255 amino acids)
Biological process (GO): regulation of exocytosis; maintenance of presynaptic active zone structure; regulation of synaptic vesicle fusion to presynaptic active zone membrane
Cellular component (GO): plasma membrane; synaptic vesicle membrane; synaptic vesicle
Molecular function (GO): GTP binding; GTPase activity
Source: RefSeq, a predicted model, not a curated record